ACUCUGGCGGUUAGGACGAGACAAGAUGGCGGCGCGCAUAAGUUUGUAGCUUUCGCCACCGAAAGCUUCGAAUAGCAUUCAAAUAGUUACACUGAGAGCGUGAGCUACGGAUUUUGUCACUCCGUAAGAAACAUACCAGGUGGUAACCUUGUCGUCCGCUAUUCAAACAAGCAUAGGUGAGACCGGUGAGACCCGUUAAGUACGACAAAUUUAACUCUUCGCCGGAGCCGCUAUGGAUGCAAGCGAAGACGCAGCGGCGGCAGCCCCGUUGCCCGUUCACAUUAAAACCGAGCCUCCCGACGUGCCCGACGGGAGCCUUGAACCCGAGAUCGACCUUCAAGAAGAGUCCAGAAACUACAAUCCGAACGAGGUGUACGUGAAAAAAAACAGCGCCGUGUACAUCACCCACCAGCUCGCCGAGGUACUGGACGACGACGAGCUCCUCCCGGACUGCGGUUCCGAGGAACUCGAGCAGAUCUUCAGCGUCGAGGACACCGCGGACGUGUUCUACAGGCUCUCGCCGCUCCUUAUCUGCCAGAACGCGAGUGACGGAGGCACAGAGUUCAGUUUGAUCGCGCGCUGCGACACCGCCGUUCCCACGCACUUCAUCAAGCGCCUCGUCAAGAAGGCCGCGGGCAUGGUGCCGCUGUCGUGCUUCCUCCGCGCCGUGGACGCCAACGACGUCAUGGUGGUGCGCGUCCGAAGCAUCAAGACGGAAGGCUCACAGCCGCCGGUCUUCGUGGUAACCCACUUGUCGGCCCCCAGGUCCAGCUUUUCGGACCGAGCUGCGGCGACUAGGAAACACCAGCCUGUCGCAGAAAAAAAAGCAUUGUUGUCGCCCGUACAGGACGUCCCGAGGGCGUCCGCUUCGAAAGAGGGCGCGCCGUCCACUUCGCGAGUCGACAAGAGGACCGCCAGACCGAGCAGUGGCGGUUCCCUGGGUGUGGCGAGGGUCCCCUGCGACCCCAAGAACCCCCCACAACUAGAGGUGGCCAAGCAGACCCUCACCAACGGUGUACCCUUUUCUCCGGCGCCGUUGUACCACAUCGCCCACAGACGGCGCUGCUCCAAGAUCCGCCGCAACGCUCAGAGCGUGGCCGCCGCCAACCAGGACCCCACCAAGAUCAACCACACGUGCGGCGAGUGCUUUAAGAAAUUUACCUCCUACAAGGUCUACCUGGUUCACCUUCACUUUCACGUGUAUGGUCGCUUUCGGUGCGAGCAGUGCGCCUUUGCCUGCGACUCGAGGCGCGAGGGCGUGCGCCACAUGGGCCAGCACGACCCGAACCUGCGGCCUCUCCUCUGCGGCAUCUGCGGUGACGACAGCCACCGCAACCUUCACGACUUCCUGGUGCACAGCCUGUCCCACGACGAGCGAUUCCCAAAGAAGACGUCUUGUCGUAUUUGCGGCGUAUCCAUCCACAGGUUCCUCCUCCACAAGCACCUUCUGGCCCACCGCAGCGUGCGCAAGUUCUCGUGCGAGCACUGUGGCCACGCAUACACCACCAAGGCCGCGCUUGAGCGGCACGUGGCCAACGUGCACAACCGCGCCAAGCGCCACGCCUGUGACCUGUGCGGCAAAGCGUACGCACAGAAGUGCUCGCUCGACUACCACGUCCGGACCCACUCGGAGAACCGGCGGCCCUUCCGCUGCGACCUGUGCUCGCGCGCCUUCCCGGCCAAGAUUACGCUGCUCCUGCACAAACGCAAGAAGCACAGCCGGGGCCGGCCGGGCGUCCAGCGGAGGUACCCUGUGGUCUGCAUGUCGUGCGGGGAUGCGUCGGCCAACAUGCUGGAGCUGCAGAUGCACACCUGUCGCAACCGUGUGGGCCCCGCCUUCUCGGGGACGCCAGUGCCGAGGAGCCUGAGGGCCGAGCUGGCCUCUCCGCGGGUGUUGGUCGCUCCUCGGCCGUUGGCCACCCCCGUGGCAAAGGGCGCGGCGGAUGAGACGCUUGCACAGAAGAUGCUCCUCAACUUGAGGUCUGCCAUCGGCAGCGCCAUCGCGAAAAGUGGUGGCAAAUCCUGAUGUGGCGAUGGGGACGGUUUAAGGUUGCGUUCCGACGAGGGGUGUCGACUUUAUACGGCGGGGAUAAUAAAGGACACUUUUGACGCGCA
Molecule: messenger RNA, 2115 nt
Organism: Ixodes scapularis (black-legged tick)
Lineage: Eukaryota; Metazoa; Arthropoda; Arachnida; Ixodida; Ixodidae
Product: zinc finger protein 74-like
Exons: 1
Coding region: 233-2026 (597 amino acids)
Source: RefSeq, a predicted model, not a curated record